Molecule: messenger RNA, 3807 nt
Organism: Fusarium coffeatum
Lineage: Eukaryota; Fungi; Ascomycota; Sordariomycetes; Hypocreales; Nectriaceae
Exons: 2
Coding region: 1-3807 (1268 amino acids)
Biological process (GO): regulation of transcription by RNA polymerase II; rDNA heterochromatin formation; silent mating-type cassette heterochromatin formation
Molecular function (GO): zinc ion binding
Source: RefSeq, a predicted model, not a curated record
AUGGCCUCCCAAACACCCAAUGCCUCUCAAGGCGGCUGCUAUCAGAACGGUCAGAUGAUGCAGCAGAAUAACGACUCGGGUGUUCAAGUGAGACCUAUGGGGCUCAAGGUGCAUUACACGUUCGAUAAGGAGGCCAAAGUCAACUGCCUCGCUCGAUCAGCACAAACCCUCUAUGUGCAGACAGUUCCCCUCGACGAAUCCAAUUCCAUCGGCAUUGUCGACCUACGAGCUUGCCUUCAGGCAGUCACAGACUGCAGCCCCGAACUCUCGAGCCAGGAAGGCGAAGGUGACUUCACAAUCUACGCACUUGAUUACUCGGAACCAGAUACUCCUUUAGUCGGACAAGGCAUGCUGUCUUGGGCACUCGAAUCUAUGCGUAAUGACUGGAUGGCCCAAUUGCCCAAGAUGGUCACUGGACGUGUUACCAAAAACGUUCUCGCUGUCUUUAGUGGAGGAAACCGUGAGACACUGGAGGUCAAACUAAAGUUUACAGCCGCAGGUAGAAUUCUAAGGCCGGAACCGACCGUUGACUUGCACCCUAUGGAGAUGCAGCAAAUUUCUUUCCAGCCUGCCCCGUUACAGCAGGCAAAGCCGACUGAAAUUGCCAUGACGCCAGGUGCGGAAUGGAACUCUUUUAUUCAGUCAAAUCCCAAUAUUGGACACCAAGCACAUGUGUCUAGAGUAGCUUCUCCUGCAUUAUCUCAAGGAGGACCUAUGGCUAGCACAACCGAACGCAGGAAUUCGAUUGCUAGCCAAAAUCUGGAGCAAGUCAACUCCGGAACAGACAUUCAGCGAAUAGCUCCUAUACCCGUCGUUGGAGCAACCACGGCAACUUCAAAAUCCAGGCCCUCAAGCAGAAAUUCUCGAAAAAGAGCGCCAACAGGUCGCCCCCGUGGUAGACCACGAAAGAAGCCUGCAGAAGGCAACACAUCCGGUUACGAAGACGGCACAGAGGGCGAGGAUGGUGGAUCAGGACCUGCUCAGAAAAGGGCCAAGCCCACCAAAGUCGAAAAGGCUGCACCCAAUCCUUUUACUUCUGGUCCUGAUUCUCUGCGUGUCACCGCCAGCACCGCUGGCUCUCUUCGAAAUUUCCGCCCUGUUGCAAGUAACGAGACGGUUGCUGGAAACCAUCUGCAAGAAGUUCCUCGAGCUCCUACCCCCGUCCCAGAACGAGGGCCUAUUGGUGGUCCUGCUCAGGGUGGCCCAAAGGGACCCAAACCUCGGAGGGAAUCAUCAAUGCGAAAAGAGCUGGGCGCUGCUAUGAGUAACCAGAUUCCCCCAAGGCCUCUCCGUGCCUUGUCUCCAAGUCAAGAGGAUGGCCGCUCCCCCGAAUCACCUGUUGAGACUCCGACCUUCUCAGAGGAUAGCCCGCAGGAUAUGCGUUCCUCUCCUCCACUACCACCCACAGCAUCUUUCAUGCGGUCCAGUCCUCCCCCUUCCAGUCCUGUUUUGCCCCCAAUGCCGUCACUGCCACGGCAAGCAUCGAGCUUUAUGGAUAACGAGACCGACGAUUUGUUUGAUGAACCUGUCCAGCAACCAGCCAAGGAGAGCCAAUCUCGCCAGCACCAACCCCAGAAAGUAACGGAAGACAUUGAUCGUACGGGAAUUCAUACCCAAGUGUUCCGUAUUCAAGAUGGUCCCGACGGUCAGGGGCUUGUCCAUAUCCAAAAUUUCAACACUCCUCAACCAACAUCAACCCCCGCCCCUCCUCCUCCAUCAGACCCUGUUACUGCGAAGAAGAUCCCUAAACCUCGACCAGCACGAAACCCUCCGCAAAAACGACCUCCGCCACCAAAACUCGCCCCAACACCUCCUCCCACGACGGACGCUCCUGAGAGGAACAGUCCGGCACCUGUAUCUGCACCAUCGCCGGCGAAUGUUACUCAAUCACAGAAUGAGCAACCUGCCCGAGCCAUGGAAGAUGAUGCACUUUUUGAAUUAGUGCGCGCUGUCUCUAGUUCUUCUGAGCCUACCGCUUCAACUGAAACUAAUCAAUCUACUCAAGGAUCUCUACCUACUUCAAAACUAAGUACUGGCUCAAUCAGACCCAAACCAAGAGCACCGCGACAGCUCGGCCGCUCGCAAUCCACCGGAGCCUUAGCUUUACCUUCUGUGCCAGCCAGCGAGCCGCUUGAGCCAUCGUCACUUUCCCAGUCUAUGACAGCAGAACCCCGUGCUUCCACAGAGAUUCCCGAUUGUCUUCGACGCUCAAAAUCGGCCAACAUCCACGCAAUGGUGGCUGCCAGUGAUCCUGUGGGACCAUGCGAGACAUCUGCGGUCACUAACCUGCUGCCAACUCUCCGAGAAGUUCCAUUCCCACAGAGCGAUUUCCCUCCGAUGCCGUCCUCCCCGCCUUGCAGAUCGAACAAAAACCAAGUCAAGAAGGAUUCGAUCAAACAACGGCUCGAGUUAGCGAUUGCCGCUGGCGAAAUGCCCCCAUUCUGCACCAAUUGCGGUGCUAUUGAAACACCCACUUGGCGCAAGAUCUGGGUGCAGGAGCAUGAUGGAAUCCCAGAAUACGUGGAAUACUCAGAGAAGCCUGGACGAGUUACCGCUAUUGAGAUCCUAAAACGCGAUGAGGAUAAGAAGCCCUUGACUCACCGCCUUAUCAAGAAGACACUCGGCAAUGAUGAUGACCGCAGCAAAUGGUCAGAGAAGCUUCUCUGCAAUCCUUGCGGUAUCUGGAUCGCCAAAUACCACAAUCAUCGCCCGCAAGACAAGUGGGACAACGCUUUUGGUCUUCUUGGACAGAGUCGAAAGAAGCGCUCAUCUGCAGGUCCCGAUUCACAGGCGAAGCGAUCUCGUACUAAGAGUACCUCGGUGCCUGCUAUGACCUCGCAAGUGUAUCCUGCUACAGAUCCUCUGGGCCCGUCAUCUCCUAAGCAAUUUGAUGCGCACUCAGUAGUUACAGUUGUCAAUGAGGACACUGUCAUGCAGAAUGUCCUCACUUUACUGGCGGAUGACGGACGACAUAUUAAAGAAUUGAGCCAGUCAGCCCCGGGAUCGUCCCAUUCGAGAGUUUCUAGGGGUACUGGAACAGCUGAUAGCCCAAUCGAAAUGGACCUUGACGAAGAACUCGGGAGCACGCGACGGUUGCUUUUCCCUUCGCCCCGUAAAGAAGGGACGCCGAAGACUUUGGGAGAGAUCAAUGCCAAUGCGGCCAAGACCACCGACAGUCGGCAUAACAAGGAAGCUGUUGGCAAAGAGAAUGCCUCAGUUGAGGCUCAGAAUGAUGGACCUGUCGACGAUGAUAUAGAGGCGCUGUUCAACAGCCCUGUUCGCCCUUCUACACCGCCACCAAAAUCUAAGGUUGACACGGAUUCAGCACUGUUUAAGACACCUACUCGUCCGACACCCAGCCACCGACCCAUUACACGAAGUGUCUCGCGGAGUGUUUCACGAUCUCUUCGAUCCGUGAGAGAUUUGCUCUCUCCUAGUCAACAAGCGCUUCUGCAACGAACACCAACAAAAAGUCCCGCGAGCGUUAGGCGCAGCCCGCGACUGAACCUAGAGAACAAACUGGAGAGUGUUCUUGAUACUCCCUUGAGCAGAACCAUCACACAAUUACUGUCUGAGCCAAACUUUGACGUGAACAACACCAACUUCGACUUUUCCAGUCUUCCGUUACUCGACACGGAUCCUACCAACAUGAUGGAGUUUGGCAAUUUCCUCAGCACCGACGGCAUCAUGCAGAGCUCUCCAACAAAGGAUGGUGCUCUAUCUUUCUCUUAUGCCGGCUCAGAUAAUGUCUGGGGUGAAUGGGGUGGUGUCGAAGACGACAAGGCCACAAACGAGAAGGAGAAGUAA